Molecule: messenger RNA, 9865 nt
Organism: Cebus imitator (Panamanian white-faced capuchin)
Lineage: Eukaryota; Metazoa; Chordata; Mammalia; Primates; Cebidae
Gene: CFAP54
Product: cilia and flagella associated protein 54
Exons: 69
Coding region: 25-9420 (3131 amino acids)
Biological process (GO): cilium assembly
Source: RefSeq, a predicted model, not a curated record
UCCAGGCCUGCCGGGAGCGUCAAUAUGGCGGCGCAGAGCGCCCCCUCGAACUCUCCGUCGGACGAGUCCACCACCUCGGGGUUGCUGCCAGAACUGCCGUCGACCCAGCUCCUGACCUCCACGGUGAUUAAGGAGUCAAACGGGAGCUCCCGGUGCUCUCUGCUUCAGGGGACCUGCCCCGAGGACUCGUUGCCCGUAGCCGUGUUUUAUGGGCCGCUGGACGAGAAAAACCCGCUUCUGGCCUCUUGUGAGAAGGAGAUCCGGGAGUUGUUAGGCUUUAUGAGGAAAAAGAAGGUUUUUGCCACCACAGAGGAAGAGAAGCACGAAUUCCGCCGGCGUUGUGCCACUUCUUUGUUUAAUAUCUGGACUAAAUACGCCCCCAGGCUGCCAGCUGACUAUUACAAUGAAAAGCUUCUGAAGGUUGGAGAUAGCCUUUGUCAAAUGAAAGAAUACAAACUGGCCCUUUUACAAUGCUAUGGAAGAUAUCUUCAGCAGUUCAGUACCAAUUUUGAUGAGAAUAAAGUAGAUGUAACUCAAUUCAAAGCUGCCUUUUUCCCAAAAGGCUUUAGAGAUAAAACUGCUGGACUUACAUUUCAUGCUUUGAGUGGCAAAAAUAUGUGCAACUACCAGCUGGUCUGCGACAGUGAUGAAAACCUGCAGAAUAAAGAAUCCGUGGUCCAGUGUCUGCAUAUCUUGUCUUUCUUAAGGCUCAUCAUGCAGGUGGCUCUGCCACAGGAGCAUCUUUGCUGGAUUAUCUUCAAUGGUACCAUUUAUAUUUACACCAUUUGCAGAAAACUGAUGGUCAUAGGUCAGUCUUCCAAGGCCUUAGAGUAUCUCCUGUGGGCCAGCAUGUGUAUGGAGUCCUCAGUCCCACUUCUGUCGCUCAGGUACUUGACAUGGCGGGCUACUCUCUACACGGCUGUUUGCCAGUGCUGCUAUGAUUGCCAAGCCGGGAUUCACGGAGAGGCAUUUGCUCGGCGUGCUUUGGGUAAAAUUGAUGAGUUAAGGCAACUGGAGUUAAUGAGCUCCUCAAAAUUCCAGGAAGAAUCGAGAAGAUAUUUUAGAGAGGCCACAAUAAAGAUGGCAGUGAUGAUCUUCAAAAGAGGAGUCUUUGAAUCUAGAAGAAAAAACAAAGCUUUCUUUAGACCCAAGAUAAGAAUUAACCUAAAGGAAGUACAAACUUUUUCAUGGCCACGUACUGUCACAGAGCGGCUACUGGAUGAGAUGUUUGAUAGCGCCGCAUCCCAGUUUCUGGCUGUCUUGGAAGCUCUUUCUGAUUCAAAUAGGCGAAUACUGCAAACUGGACCCAUUGUUACAGAUGAAGUGGAGAUUCAUGAUGUUGUUUCAGAACUGUUUAUGGCAGGAAAACAACUAUUGAUAAUGUCAAAUACUGGUGCAGAUGGAAUGCUUGAUUUUCCGAAAACAUCUCUUCUGGAACUUGUGAUAGAAAGAAAAGAUGUUAUUUCUGUGGAUGCUGCUGUGAAGUUUACAAAAUUAGCUUUUACUUAUGAGGAGUGGAGUUUAUUUGAAUCUUCUGCUGCACAUCUUAUUUAUUUUCUCCAGAGGCAGGAUGAUCCAGAGUCAAAGAAAGCAGAGAAGGAUUUAACUCUUCUGAUUGCAAUGGAACCACUAAUCAACAUAAAGAGAAACAAAGGUUUGAUCUUUCCUUUGGAAAACUAUAGAGAAGGAGAGGCAGCUCAAAUUUAUUUAAAAAAAAUUGCUGUUCAGGAUACUUAUUUGAAGAUUUGUGGAUAUUCAGAGGAUAUUUUCCAUUUGGCAGCAACCUUGUGUUUCUGUGUCUGCACCAGUCCUCAGGAUGUUCAGCCUGAUAAGGAAAUCGUUGUGGACACAAUAAUGUUCCUAUGGCAGAAAUGCAAAUUAGGAAUUCAGCGGCUCAAUAUAUCCAGAAAUGACUAUGCAAAAUUCACCCAGAAAAUCAGUACUAACAAAUGGAUUUAUCUUCUGUGGCAGUUAAAUGAAGUAAUUCACUGCUCUAAAAUGGAAGACAUUGACAUUGUGGUAGUGGCAGAAGUCACAUUACGGUUAAGUGAAAUAUUGGAAUCUUUAGGAAGCCCAGGAAGAAAAUUUAAAAAAUCUCUAGACGUACCUUUAACAAAAGGGACUGAUGAAUUCCCUGGAGCUCCAAAAGGGAUCACAGAAAUUCUUCCAAUAUUAAAGAAAAAUCCUGUGGAACAGUUACUUUUUGCUUAUAAACUUCUUGACAAAGCAAUAGGUGGAAUAAAUUUGAAUUGCAUGUUAACCACUUUGCCAAAUGGAUCAUCAGUAAUUGACCACUGCUAUGCCAAGCAUACCCACCAUAUAGAUGGAGAUACUUACAAACCACUUGCCUCAAAUAGUUUCAUGAUGGAUUUGCAUCUUGAACUAAUUCAAGCUCAGCAUCGAAUAGCUGUUGUGCUUCUGGACAAAUUGCAAGUUUUGCAGACUCCAACUGUUAGCAAAGAUAUUUCUACCAAGGGUCCAGAAAAGUUAAAACAAUCUAGAAGCACUGAUUGUUUUACAGAAUUAAAUAUAAUGAAUAAAAUAAAGAAGAAUACAUUAUCCAAAGCAAUUUACUUAAUGCAGAAAGCUCUUUUAAUAUUCGAGAAAGAUGCAACCUCUACAUCUUCAUGGGAAUUUUUGACGGAAGCAUAUUCUUUAAUUGAGAGGAUUGAAGCUGAACAAAAUGCCCUGUAUUCCUAUCAGAAAUAUUUGGAAAGUUCAAAAAGAAAGAAAAGCAGAGUCCCUCCUCCACCUAUCCUGCUGUCUCGAACUCACUGUUCUGUGACACUCAAACCUGCUCCAUUUACUUCAGAGGUUAAGGUCUCUUGGUACUGCAUUUUGGGUUGCAAAGCAGAAGGAAGUUAUGGAAAAGUACGGCUAAACAAUAAUCAUCUCCCAAAUUCAGGAGAAGCGAUACCAGCUGACGGUAAAAGCAUUUUCGAAGUGAAAGGUUUAGAAACCAAUGAAAAAUAUGUAUUUGCAGUUGCUGCCUAUUCUAAUAAUGGAAAGCUUGUUGGGGGUGCUAUUGGGGAGACAACUAAACCAAUUCUGAUUUAUCCACCUCUUUCAACUAUUACUGCUCGGAUGUUCCUCACACAGGUUGCCUAUCAAGUUGGUAACUAUGAGUUGGCUAAGAAAGUUUUCUCACCAGUUUGGGAUUAUUUUGUUGCUUCCCCACUUCAGGAUGAACAAUCUGUUAUUUGUUUAAGCAAUAUAAUUACUAUUACACAGAGAAGAUUACAUGCAGAUAUUUUGGCAGAGACUUCUUCAAUCCUCUUAUACCUUUUUCUCAGAAACAUUUUUGUAAUAAGUGACAUCAAAAUUAAAGAAGAAAAUCUCUUCUGUGAUAAUAUUAAAGGCAAUGAGGUUUUCCCAUCUCAACAAAUUGCCAGACUGAUUGAAUGUGAGAGAGUAUUAGUGGCAUUGGAACUUAGCAACUCUCUAAAUGAUUCCAGCUAUGCUCUUCAAGCUGUGACUCAAUGUUAUGGCCUUCUUGCUCCCAUAAUCUAUCACAAUAUUGUUUUGGUACCUGUUGUACAGAUCUUGAUAAAGUGUAUAGUGGUUUUGCAAGGACUACCAAAUAUCGUCUACUCGAAGAAACAUACUGCGAGUUUUGAAAGCGUACAGCACAUGAUAGCUUGUUGUAUCUUCUAUAUAACAAAGAUUCUGCGUUCAUGGAGGGAAUAUGACCUGGCAGUAAUGAUUAUAAAUUACGGGAAAAAAAUGUUGGACAUCACACCAGAAAGCAAGUCUCUGUUGGAUGGUAGUAAUGAACAAGAAGAAAUGCCAGAGGAGGAUUCUUCUAAGAAGUCUUUAAAGACUAAGAAGCCACAGCAGAUACUGUUGCCUGAAAAGAUAAAUGAACAGCUGGCUUUGUUGGAGACACACCUACUCAAACUGACAAAGCAAUAUGUUACAUCUGAACUCUCAGGAGGAGAAGACCCUAUAUUUCUUUAUCCUGUAGUUGUGAAUUGGUCAAUCAAAGGUGCCGUGAAAGAAGUUAUGAAAUUUAAGCAAAAACCAAGAUUUCUGGAAUUCUUUACACAAGUUAUGCUAAAAUGCAUGAAUGAGGAAAAAUUUCAUCUUGUGGUAGAGAUAACAAUUCCUGUCCAUGACUUCUUGAAAAGGAGAAAUGAGUCUCUACUUGAAAUAAAAAAAGUGAAACAUAAGGACAGUGCUUUAAAUAAAAAAGCAAACAAAUCUUUAAAGUUCAAAGCUGCCGUAAUGGAAAUUGGAAGAAGUGCAGAAAUUCAACAAAGAAUAAGAAGUAAAAGAAAGGAAACUCUAAGAGAUCUCAUUUUAAAACAUCCAGCUAUUUCUGAAAUGAUGGCACAUGAAAGAAAUAAGAGAGCCAGUGUUAGAAGAGCAGCACAACGGUACCUGAUGGAUUACUUGAAUCCUCUAAUAUCAACUUAUAUUAAAAGAAAGAGGUUCCGUCGUGUUUCUCUUGAAGAGAUGCCCUGGAGAGCUCAGAUGAACCUGUAUCUAGCAGGCGCACACUUCAACCUGGUUUUACAAAAGCUGGGGGAGCAUGCAAAGAUGAAAUCUGGCACUUCACAUAUGAUGGUCAGUUUCAGAUCAUGUGAUCCUAACAUAUUCUCACUCUAUAAUUCAGGAACAGUAUUACCAACAAGAAAAUUGACUGUAGAAAAUUAUAAAGCAAUGCUUGAUUUCCUUCUUACAGCCAGAAAAAGAAAGGCCAACUUACCAUCAGAUGCUGAAGAAUUUUCUACAUUUAUUAAUUCCAAAAUGAGUGAUGAAAAUAUGUCCAAGACACAAACAGUUCACGACUCAGACUCUCAAUCAGGUUCUAGUGCUAAAGAAAAGGAUCGAGGAGCAAAUUUGUGUGUAAUGGAUCAUUUUAUGAAAAUCUUUUUAUACUGCAGGAGAGCAAUGGUUCUUGCUCAUCGUGGUGGCUAUUGGACUCUGCUUCAGAACUGCUGUCGGGCCUUUUGGAACUUUACUCAGGAACUACAAAUACUUCUUAAACAGGGAGUGGAUAUUUAUAAAACAUUUCCUAUUAGUCAAGAUGGUUUCCUCUGCACCUCUGUUUUACCAUUCUAUUUGGGAGCAGAAUUACUUAUUGACAUGCUAAUACAACUACAAAAUACCAGUUCUAUUAAGCCUAUUGAAGACAAAGGAGAAUUCAGUGUUCCAAGUUGUUAUGGGAAUAUUAAAAAUGAUAACGGUGGUUCUAGUCUUACAUUUGAGCAUCCUUUAGAUGAUGUAAAUGUGGUUGAUUUGAAAUGGAUCCACGACUUUGUGUUAAAAUCCCUGGAAGUUUUAUAUCAAGUGGAAAAAUGGGAAACACUAGUAUCACUUGCCAUUCAGUUCAAUACAGUUUCACAUGAGCGGUAUACAGAACAAGUGACACCACUCCUGGUGUAUGCACAGCGCCAGCUUCUGCUGAGAAUACACAAGUUCAAGGGCCCAGAUAUUACCCAACAACCUUGUGCAAGGUAUGAGGCUGAAUAUGGAGAGAAGAUAACCUGCCGAAAUUUUGUUGGGAAGCAACUUAAGAUUAAUUCUUCAACCAUUGAAGAAACAAGCAACUGUGCAGACUUAAAAAUGCUUAUCUAUUCAGAGUACAGCCGAGCCAAAGCGCUUGUCUGCGUGCCCGUGGACGUGACAGACACCUUGAGGUGUUUUAGAGAGACACUGGAAAAAUCCAAAUACCAUAACAGAUCAAUGCGACACAGCAGAAAGUUGCUUUCAUUAUUUCUUGCACAGACACAAGGAGAGAGAGGAGGAAUAAACAAUUCCAAAUGUACUUCUGGAAGGGUGGAAUUUUGCCUGGGGACAGAGGAGAUGCAUAUGUCAAUACCCCCUGACCUUUCUCAGGAGCACUUCAGAGUUUUUAGUUCCGUGGAGAAAAGCAAACUUCCAUAUUCACAACUUGGACUCGUAAUUUCUUCUUAUCACCAAACUAUUGAUGUUCUCCAAGCCAGUAAUCAAAGAAGUCUUAAAGUUCAGGCGUUGCAUUCACUUGGAAGUCUUCUCAUCUUUGCAGAAAAGAAAAGGGCUGCUUUUAAGUGUUGGUGUCAAGCUCUUGAUGACAUAUUCAGAAAACCAGACGUGCUGCACACGUGGAAAGAGUUUGGCCCCUCACUCACCAAUGUCACCAACAGCCAUUCACCUCUGGGUUUCAAAGACUACAGCAAGGAGUUUCUGUCAAAAGUUGGCAUCUGGGGGUGUUUGCAAGGAGCAGUCAUAUCAGCCAAGAUAGCACAAUUUAUUCAGUCAUUGAAUGUUGAAAAGAGAACUGACUGUUGCAUUUUGUCUGCAUUACUCUUUCAGGGUUUGCUUAGAACCACACUUCCACAUCCCAAAGCGGAACGUUGCUAUGCUCAAUAUGAAAUCACUCAACUUCUCCCAGGCAUUGAGCUCUUCUCAGACAGAUACAGGGCUGACAUUUGCUCUGUAAUUGCAAGUCUGUAUUACAUUAUACGUGAACUGCACUUUGUUAGGCAAAACCUAAUAGUUUUGCCUCUUCUUGCAUUGUACCAAUAUUUUGUUUCUGGAAUUUGUCAAGACUUAAUCAGAAAUCUAGAAGCAAGAAUCCUCAAGAUAGAAGUCCUUAUAGAUUUGAGAUUCUUUUCUGAAGCCUUUUAUGAGAUAUCCCAGAUUUUCUAUGGAAAAAACAUGCCUUGUUCAAUACCCGCAGGCUAUAAAGCUGCUGGAAAAAUGAAGCUAUUUCAAUCAUUUGACUCAGGAAAACCUCUUACCAGUAAAGAAAAUAUGCAGGCAAUUGAUGAAUUAAGAAAUAAAGGCUUGCCUGCCAUUCUGAUUACAAUUGGCCAACCGCAUCUCUCAAAUAAGUUUUAUUUUGUUAAAGCAUACUUUUUCCUAAGUGUGGCUGCAACAAUAAAUUGUGUCCCAGAAAAUAAACUGAAAACAGUAAUUACUGACAGGAGCAAACCAAACCUACCAAACUUGAAUGAGAUAUAUUCAAAAAAUGAUGGAGGUUCAUUUUAUCAUCUUACAAACAAUGAGGUCACUCUUAGCAUGCUAAAGUCAACUUUACUAAUGGAAGCUGAGGACAGGCUAAACAUCCUUCUGUCGGAGGUGGAACAUCCAGGGCUCAAGACCCUGUCUCAGUGCUCCGCUGGCGAGCUGGAGAUUGUGGUGGAGGCCAGGCUUCAGCUGGCUGCAGCUGCUCUGCAGAGGCAUCGGGCAGCAUACAGUGCUGCAAUAGUAUUUUCUACACUUACACUUCUCCAGGAUUCAAAACUUUUUCAAAAGAAAGUAGUACAGGAGGACACAGAGAAUCCUAUCUCUCCAGGAACUUCUGCCACUGACAAUAAAGAUGACAGUGAGUGUUUAGAUCCUAUUUCCCUUAAUGCCCGAGAAUAUUUCAACAUUCAUCUGUGGUUGAGGUGCCGCUCAGCGCUGGUGACUGCGUUUGUUGCACAGAUUCAUGGCAUUGGAAUUGUAAAAGAGGAUGAUAUGACAGAUUGCCUGAGCCUCAUCAAUGAAGUGUGUAUGGAGGCAAAAAGUGCAGGCGACACGGAACUGCAGGCUGAAUUAUUGACGCAAGCUGUAAUUCUUGGCCUACAAGAAAAGCAUUUAAAGGCGGACAUCAUAACAAAACUUCAGGAUAUAAUACAUUUGCUGGAAGGAAAUGAAUUUAUUUCUCCUCAAUCACGGCUAACUCUGGCAAGAAGCCUUGUUUUACUGGAUGACUUAACCAAAGCUGAGAAAUUCAAGGAAUCUCCCUUUUCAAAAACAGGAAAAUUAAAUUUGUUGACUCAGGCUCACAGUAUUCUAACUGAACAGAUGCUAACUUUUGGAGAAACAAUUGAAUUUCCUUCAUCAAACACUAAAUAUGCAAAUCCAUUAGAGCCUUUGAAAAAUAUCUAUCUUCCCCAUGUCAUGUUAUUGGCCAAAAUAAAAAUGAGAAUUGUGUGCUGCCAUCCUGCCAAGUUCAGAAAAAAGGAAAAACCAUCUUUGUAUCUUUUUCUUCUUUCAGGCAAAAUAGAACGUCAAAUACUAAUGGAAGAGAAAUCUCCAAGUUUUCAACUUGAGAGUUUAUAUGAAGCUAUACAACUAAGCCUGAAUAAUGAUCAAAACUCAGGAUUGAUAAGAGACUCCUACCUAGAAAUGGCUCUAUUGUAUUUUCAUCUGAAGAAGCCAAAAAGGAAUAUUUCAGGAUCACCAUUAACACUUAAGCCUCCUCUCAGAAGAAGUAGUUCUGUUAAAGAAACAGCAGCAAGUAAAUUUGAAAUGUACAGUUCAUUAGCCUGGAUUGCAAUAAGAGCUGCUGCACAGGUCAGUGAAGCUGUGCUGGCAAUUAACCUACUUAUGGGAAAGAAGAAUAUUAGAACCCAUAGAGUUAAUCAAAUGGCAUUAUCAAAUAUCCCAGAAUUUGCUGCUCUGGAUCUUUUGUCUUCGUAUACAGAUUACUUGCUUGAUAACUACCAAGUCAUCUUCCAGACUUCCUGUACAUUUUUGUACCAAAAUGAUGAUGCGUAUGACAGCACAGAUGGUAGAAAAAAGACUCAGACCAAAGUAGAUAUUACAUGGAUCCUUCUACUGCGCUACUAUAUUCACCUUCAGAGGAUUAAUAAUCUCAGCAAACUGUUAGCAUCCGCAACAACAGUUUCUGGAAUUUCUUUGCCAGAUGAUACACUUCUCACAUCCCUUUACAACUCUGAGUUGAUUUUGCGCCAGAAAGAAGUGCAUUUUUUCCUUAAAAAAUUCUUACAGCUGUAUUCUUCUUCUUCAAUUGAUGAAUUUCCAAAAGAACUUCUUUGUCUGGAAAAUCCCCCUCUUUCAGAAAAAGGCUUACAUGAAUCAUCAGCCAAGUUGUAUCGUGAUAGUUCCCUACAAUCCAUUUUAUCCUUUAAGCCUGUUUCAAGCUCAUCUUGUAUGGACAUAAUGCCAAUAGAAAUGGUAACACAAGCUUCAAACAAAGAACUUUGCUUUCAGUGGUACAUUCCUCCCCUGGAUAGACCUCCCAAGGAGACAGAACCUAUGGUUUUAUUGUUGUAUGCAUAUAAUUUGAAGCCUCUGAAGAUUUCAGAUGUUAGACAUUCCACAUUUAACAAUGUAUGUGCUGGCUCUUUAUGGAUUCCACUGAACAGGGUUAUUGCAAUUCAUGAGAAAUUAUCUAAUCUUGUACAAAUAGCUGAAAUAUCAUUGCCAGCAGCUCCUGAAAUUACCUCAAAUGAAAACGUAUAUGACAUAGGAGACGUGGAAGAGGAAUCAAUUGAUAAUGAAAUGGAAGACAUGAUUAUUGAGUGUUGUUCUGAAAUAGCAUCUCUGUUUUUGAAUGAUAAAGAGUCAACACCGCUAUCUGAGGUCCCAUUUGAUAUCUCGCUGCCAUCUAUAUUCAGUCUUGAGAGACUGUUUGAUCUGGCUAAUGGUUGCAUUUUAUCAGGAGGAAGACUUUUCAGCUGGAUAGUGUCAAUUAUUCCCUGAACAUCCUUUACGCGGGAUGAUAAAACUGAGAAAUAAGAGUGUGACAACAGACUGAGGAAUUUUUCAGCAAUAUCUGUCAGCCUUUGGAAAUUUGGUGAGAAUUAGUCAUGAUUCAAUGUUUUACUUGCACAGAAGCCUCCGGUUCAAACUUAGAUCUUGCCCCGUCUGAUUACUUAUGAUAUAUACAAAUACUCUAAAUUUUGCUUUGAGAUUUCGCUGUUGCUCAGCCAGCCUCCUGCAGCCUCAAAGGUGUUUUAGCUCCCAGUAGGACAGUUUAACUACUGUCUUCUCUGUGACUUCCAAGUCUAUGUAGCUCCUCAGCUUGCUCUCAAUUUGUCCAGCUGAUCUAUUUCUUCAUCAAGUUGUUUUAGCUUCCCUACUCUCUCCUGUGUUUUGAAAAGAAUAAAUUCUCAAGUAAAUUAAAACUACCUUCUGAUAAAAAUGA